CAAUAAUAAGAGCAACGUGGUAAGCUGUGGUGGAACUUUUGCUUAUUUUCUACGCCCAUAAAUCCAAUUCCGUAACGCUUUUCUCCGUCGUAACUCCGAUAGGAAAAAAUGGCGACCGGCGGCGGUGCUACUGGUGGAGGAGGAAAAGUUUCCUUCAAAGUCACUCUUACUUCCGAUCCUAAAUUGCCUUUCAAAGUUUUUAGCGUUCCGGAAGCUGCUCCGUUCACCGCUGUGCUGAAAUUUGCUGCCGAAGAAUUCAAAGUACCUCCACAAACUAGCGCCAUUAUCACUAAUGAUGGAGUGGGUAUUAAUCCUCAACAAAGUGCUGGUAAUGUUUUUCUUAAACAUGGUUCUGAACUGCGGCUGAUUCCGCGCGAUAGGGUUGGUGCUCACUGGAUGCCAUACUGAGCAAUAUAUACCCAUGUAUUUAACCUAUACUUCUUUCCCCUCUUGAGUAGCACUUUAUGGUGUUUUGUGCUGCAACUUUCGAUGUUGUAAUAUCGAGUAUAGUUGAAUAUCAAACGAAAUGAAUAAUGUCCUUUUAUCCAUGGAGCUAAUAAAUAUAUUGUGGAUUACAUA
Messenger RNA from Solanum tuberosum (potato), 579 nucleotides. Its product is annotated as ubiquitin-fold modifier 1. The transcript is spliced from 4 exons. Lineage: Eukaryota; Viridiplantae; Streptophyta; Magnoliopsida; Solanales; Solanaceae. Gene Ontology annotation, biological process: protein K69-linked ufmylation. Bases 109 to 408 code for a protein of 99 amino acids. Gene Ontology annotation, cellular component: nucleus; cytoplasm. The record is from RefSeq and is a predicted model, not a curated record.